Ilex paraguariensis (yerba mate) is the source of this 798-nucleotide messenger RNA. The record is from the annotation of a GenBank genome assembly. Lineage: Eukaryota; Viridiplantae; Streptophyta; Magnoliopsida; Aquifoliales; Aquifoliaceae.
AUGUUGGGUCCAACAUGCUUCCGCUUGCGCUUCCCUAAACCGGCCAACUUUACCACCUUCACCAAACUCUUCCGAGAUAUUCAUGAAAGUGGAAAUCAAGACAUCGUGACCAAUAUGAAGAAAAUCAUCAAAAUGGCUAGGAAGUGGCAGAGGGUGGCUGCCAUCAGGAGGAAAAGAAUUUCGCCACCACCCACCGAAGAUCAUGCUGGUACCAGCAGUAGCAGUUCAUCAUCAGUGGCUGAUAAAGGCCAUUUUGUAGUGUACACGACCGACGAAAAACGAUAUGCUUUCCCUAUUGCUUAUCUUAACAAUCACAUCUUUAGAGAGCUCUUCAAAAUAAAUCAAGACAUCAUGACCAAUAUGAAGAAAAUCAUCAAAAUGGCUAGGAAGUGGCAGAGGGUGGCUGCCAUCAGGAGGAAAAGAAUUUCGCCACCACCCACCGAAGAUCAUGCUGGUACCAGCAGUAGCAGUUCAUCAUCAGUGGCUGAUAAAGGCCAUUUUGUAGUGUACACGACCGACGAAAAACGAUAUGCUUUCCCUAUUGCUUAUCUUAACAAUCACAUCUUUAGAGAGCUCUUCAAAAUGUCAGAGGAAGAAUUUGGAUUACCAAGUGAUGGGCCUAUCACAUUACCCUGUGAUGCACUAUUCAUGGACUAUGCUGUCUCUUUAAUCAAGCGCCGCACACCAAAAGACUUAGAGAAAGCUUUGCUUAUGUCCAUUGAUAGUAGUAAAUGUUCAUCAUCUUUCUCUCUACACCCACAAAAUUGGACUCCGCAAUUACUUGUUUGUAGUUUCUGA